Messenger RNA from Coprinopsis cinerea okayama7#130, 2007 nucleotides. RefSeq names its product archain 1. The transcript has 6 exons. Gene Ontology annotation, biological process: retrograde vesicle-mediated transport, Golgi to endoplasmic reticulum; endoplasmic reticulum to Golgi vesicle-mediated transport; Golgi localization. Lineage: Eukaryota; Fungi; Basidiomycota; Agaricomycetes; Agaricales; Psathyrellaceae. Gene Ontology annotation, cellular component: cytosol; COPI vesicle coat. The coding region runs from base 1 to 1866 and encodes 621 amino acids. The record is from RefSeq and is a predicted model, not a curated record.
AUGGGCUCUGUAUUGUGUUCGUUACCAGCAGACGCGUCGUUCUCAACGCCGUCUAUGGUGGUGGAAGAAAGAGAUGGUAAUAGUUUGAAGACAACCCGCGACGCCCCUAUCAAACGGACUUGCAACGGGCCGCGGGUGAUGCGGCCUGCCCUAAAGGGACGCUCGCACUCGGACACGUACCAUCACCACGCCCGCGCACGCUUAGAUUCCACCGACCAAAAGCCCAGCCAGCCCACAACGAUGGUCGUCCUAGCAGCUUCGAUAUGCACAAAAGGCGGAAAACCUGUUAUCUCGCGCCAGUUCCGCGAUAUGACGCGGACGCGUAUCGAGUCGCUGUUGGCGUCGUUCCCCAAGCUGAUCCCCACCAACACGCAGCAUACGAGCGUCGAAACCGCCGACGUGCGCUACGUCUACCAGCCCCUCGAAGAUCUCUACAUCCUCCUCAUCACCAAUAAAGCGUCGAAUAUCUUACAGGACAUCGAUACCCUCCACCUCUUCGCCCGCGUCGUCUCGGAUAUCUGUAGGAGUGCAGAUGAGAGAGAGAUCAUCUUGAAUGCGUUCGAGUUGCUUGGGGCGUUUGAUGAGAUUGUUAGUGCGGGGUAUAGGGAGAAUGUCAACCUUACGCAAGUGAAGAGUAUAUUGGAGAUGGAGAGUCAUGAAGAGAAAAUUCAGGAGAUCAUUGCUAGGAACAAGGAAGCAGAGGCUAAAGAGCUCAUCAAGAAACGAGCUCGGGAACUCGAGUUGCAGCGUCGCGAGCAGCAGCGACGCGGAGGAAGCGGUACCGGAUACUUGGGCGGUAUCGGUGGAGGAGUGUCUGGAUACUCUCCUGUUCCUCGUUACGAUGCUCCCGAUAUCCCAUCUUCAAGCUCACGCACGCCCAUCACCCCUACGGCGCCUACCCCCGCCAAGGCCCCUGCGUUCAAGGGUAGCGGUCUCAAGCUCGGCGCGAAGAAGAAGCAAGCAGAUCUACUGGACGCGCUCGGUCCUGAAGCUGCUUAUACCCCAGAGCCCUCAGCGCCUAGCACCCCCGUUGUUACCGAGCAGCAACCCAGGGCACCCGCUCCUCAAGCUGCUAGCAUUCGCGGUAGCGUUCCUGAAGUCGAGCAAGAAUCUGUCCAUGUGUCAAUCAAGGAGACGCUCUCCCUCCAGAUCCUGCGCGAUGGCGGUGUCCAGAGCAUGGAACUCAAGGGUGACAUGAACCUCCUCAUCGCCGACGCCGCCUUCUCCCACAUCCGCUUAACCCUCUCACCACCACCCUCUUCCGCUCCUUCCAACCUCCAAUUCAAGCAACACCCGAAUGUCUCCAAGUUCCCCGCCAACCCCUCUGCUCCCCGCGUCGUCGCUCUCAAGGAUCCUUCAAAAGCCUUCCCUCUCAACCAAAACGUUGGUGUGUUGAAGUGGAGGUAUGCGGGUACGGAUGAGAGUUUGGUGCCGCUCAACAUCAACUGCUGGCCUACCCCUGGCAAUGGCACCUGUGAGAUCAGCAUCGAGUACGAACUCGAGAGUGAGGAUGUAGAGUUGUGGGAUGUCUCGAUUUUGAUUCCUUUGCCAGAUGGCUCCUAUCCCACCGUCACAUCCGAAUCCCAUACCGGCUCUUGGUCCCUCGACGCCGAUUCCCACUCGUUGUUGUGGACGAUCCCCCACGUCUCGCCUUCGAACGAGGAAACCAAGUCUGGCUCAUUGAUCUUCACCGUCAAUGGAGACGACACCAGCGUGUUCUUCCCCGUCGAUGUCGGGUUCGUCGGCAAGGGAAGCUUGGGAGGCAUCGGCGUUGGCAGCGUCACAAAGGUCGGGGAAGGCGAGGGCGAGGAGGUCGUUCACUCUGUCGAUGCACUCGUCACUGUGGACGAGUACGCUGUCGUUUAAUGGGCCGUUGAAGAUGAAGGAAAUUGGAGAUGUAGAGUUUAUUUGGGUUAUGACAUCUCUUUGGCUCUUGCUGCUCCACUGACCCUACCUACUACUGUGAUGAUGACGGAACUCAAUAAUGUAUUUAUCGUUCUUUCCUUC